UUCUCGAAGAUGGCUGUCUGUAUUAUGUCAAACCACUUUUCAAGAGCACAAGAAACUUUUCUCCUCCCCCGUCUUCUUUCUGCAUAAUUUCGUCUGAUUAAAUAUCAAUACCGAACAAGUUCAGUUUUAGGUUUGCUGGCAAACAUAAACAUCAUGGGUGAUGGUCCUCGAGGAAUAGAGGUGUUUGAAGAUCAUUUUCAAGCUUCAACAUCUGGUGAAGACUCCGUACAGAGCCCAUCUGAUUCUAAAUAUAUAGGAAGUAAUGAUUCUUUGAGAUCCAUUAGUAGAUCGUGGACUAGAAGAAAAUUGAAAGGUGCUGCUUCGAUGUUGCAUUUGUUUAGCCUUAGCAAGCUACCUUGGAUGUCUGGCGCAGACGGUCAAGAAAAGGUAGUAUUAACUGCUGCAGAAGUAGAAUCUCUUCGGUCAGAAAUCGCUGCUUUGGAAGAAAGAGAAGCACAUUUAAAAGCUCAAUUACAACACAUUGAUGAAGUAGUACGGGCUGCACGGCUUUCGGGGUAUUUGGACAUGAGAAUGAGAUGGGCAACUUUACCCGGAGAACCUCUUCCAGUUGAUGACACUGAUGUUGAUGAUUGGCUUCCAAGAUUUUUUGUCCUUCAGGGAUCGUGUAUUUUCUGGUAUUCGUCAAGCACUGAUCUAAGCCCCCAAGAUUCAACCCUCCUAUCAGAUAUCGUUGAAGUUGGAACUUUACCUUGCCUGAUACGAGACAAUAAGGAGAAACGAUAUUGCUUUUAUAUCUCAACUUGUUAUGGACUGAAAUAUGAAUGCUCUAGUACUUCUAAGAUGAAGGUUGAUUCCUGGUUGGCAGCUUUACAGAGUGCUCUUAAGCUCAAGGUCUGAUUGUACAACACUUGAUGAGAUUACUAAGAAUUGACACGAUCUGCUAUUGGCAGCAACAUCAUGUAAUAAAGCCAGAAUUAGAAGCAAAAGCAUAUAUCACUCUUUCAAAAGUUUGACUGCAACUUUUUACUAAUAUUUAGCCAGUGUAUUCUGUACAUAAUCUAGCAUGCUGGCUUCAGCCUUUGUACAGUGUUGAAGUUAGAUUAUGAUAAAUACCUUUCAACA
Nicotiana attenuata is the source of this 1083-nucleotide messenger RNA. RefSeq lists its product as uncharacterized. The transcript is spliced from 8 exons. The record is from RefSeq and is a predicted model, not a curated record. Lineage: Eukaryota; Viridiplantae; Streptophyta; Magnoliopsida; Solanales; Solanaceae. The coding region runs from base 154 to 858 and encodes 234 amino acids.